Molecule: messenger RNA, 1026 nt
Organism: Cryptomeria japonica (Japanese cedar)
Lineage: Eukaryota; Viridiplantae; Streptophyta; Pinopsida; Cupressales; Cupressaceae
Product: cytochrome P450 76C3-like
Exons: 2
Coding region: 1-1026 (341 amino acids)
Molecular function (GO): oxidoreductase activity, acting on paired donors, with incorporation or reduction of molecular oxygen; monooxygenase activity; heme binding
Source: RefSeq, a predicted model, not a curated record
AUGACAACGGCCGUGACCGAAUAUAUUUUUAUAUAUACACGUUUCUUCCGAGGGAAGGGCACGUUUUUAUCUGAAAUCCAUUCAGUGGAAGAGCAAUGGCUCAUUUGGCUUUCUGCGCUGGUGAGCAGUGUGCUGUCGUAUUUCUUAUUAGAUCUAAUCGCCAAAAGAAUGAAGAAAAGAAGUGAAUAUCUUCCUCCCGGACCUCCUGGCUGGCCUAUUGUGGGAAACCUUCUUCUGGUGAGCAGUGUGCUGUCGUAUUUCUUAUUAGAUCUAAUCGCCAAAAGAAUGAAGAAAAGAAGUGAAUAUCUUCCUCCCGGACCUCCUGGCUGGCCUAUUGUGGGAAACCUUCUACAGCUGGGGAAAAACCCAAAUGAAUCAAUGUGGGCUCUUUCUCAGAAAUACGACCCUCUCAUGAUUCUCUCUCUCGGCAUGAAAACUGCUGUGGUGGUUUCAUCCUCUGAAAUGGCAAAGGAGAUCUUCAAAACCCACGACAAAAACUUUGCAGGACGGCCAGUGUUAGAAGCAGUCAAGGUUCUUUCUCACCACAAAUCCUCAAUAGUGUUUGCUCAGUAUGGAGAUUACUGGAGGAAAUUGAGGCGAAUCGCCACCACAGAGCUUUUCUCUACCAGCAGACUCCAAGCGCUACAACAUCUAAGAAGAGAUCAAGUCUCUGACAUGAUUCGAAUGGUCUUCGAGAAGAGGGGACAAUGUUUGAACAUUGCACAUUUGGUGUUCUACGAGGGUCUCAAUCUCAUGAGCAGCGCCAUCUUCAGUAAGAACUUUUUCGAUCCCAACAAUCCAGACUCUGCAGAAUUGAGGAACACUUUUACUGAGUCGCUGAGGUUGGCCGGAAUACCCAAUUUGGCCGACUUUUAUCCAUUUUUGAGAUUCCUGGACCCUCAGGGCGUGAGCCGUGGUGUGAUCGUCCAUAAUAAGCGACUACAUAAGUUGUUAGAUGUAUUCAUACAUGGAUCUUCCCUAGGAAAAGGACUUUCUCGACAUUCUCCUCGAUUUGACUGCAGAUGA